UGAGUGGAGGGUUAAGGCGGGUGCGUGCGCGCGCGCGGCCGUGGAGUGAUGUUUCUGUUUUUCGCGUCUGUUAAACAAAUAGAUGAUCGUGUCUGAAAGGAUCGUUGGAUGAUCAUUUUCCUCAGUUUAGUCACUAAUUGCAUGUCGCGCGACUCGGAAGGCGGGAAAAUCGGUUCAGUGAUUUUGGAUUUCGAAUACGCAAGCGCCAGAGGUUUAGUGCAGAUCGACGCAGCGUUCCGGAAGUUCCGUCGAGAGGAAGACAAUGUUACCGUACAGUUCGUAUGCCGCCGCGUUAGAUCAAAUUCAUAGUAUCAAUCAGGAGUUAUCGCUGUUCGCACAAAAUGGACGAUACUUUCCGAUGGAAGCAGGUGCCAGUGCUGGGUUCCCAGGUUCAGCAUAUUUUGGAUUAAAUCAGUGGUCGCUGCCGUUUUCAUUUCUGAAGGCGGCCCAUCGCCCGGAAAAACCGCCUUUCUCCUACAUUGCACUGAUUGCGAUGGCAAUCAGUAGUGCACCGAAUCAGCGGUUAACGCUCAGCGGGAUCUACAAAUACAUCAUGGAUAACUUCCCGUACUACCGCGAGAACAAACAAGGCUGGCAAAACUCCAUCCGGCACAACCUUUCGCUGAACGAUUGCUUCAUCAAGGUACCCCGGGACAAAUCGGCGUCAUCGUCGUCCGGUGGCAAACCGUCCACUGCUGGUGCCGGUGGCGAUGGUGCAGAUUCCAACGAUGGCAACAGCAGUGGAAUCGGCGGUGGCAAAGGCAGCUACUGGAUGCUGGACCCGUCGGCAAACGAUAUGUUCGAGCAGGGCAAUUACCGCCGACGGAGAACGCGCCGGCAGCGAAACGCGAAAAUGAUCCUGAAUGGCCAUUUUCAGGCAUCACCAUUUGCGAUGGCGUUCCCUUCGUCAGCUGCGAUGGCCACGGCGGAAUUCAUUAAAACAACAGCAUCCACAAACGAUUUCCAUCAUCUGAUAGGCGGCCACAAUUUGGAGGCAGUCGCACCAAACUGCUACCCCGCGGCAACGGCAACGGUGCUCGGUGGAAACGCUGGCCAUUCGGUGCUGUCGCUACCGCCGAGCUCUUCAUCAUUACCUGGCGGGCUGCUGCCGAUUGCCACAUCGCCGUGUCCUUCGUCGAACUCGACGUGCUCUUCGCCAUCGCAGCAGAAUUACCUUCAUCACCACCAGCACCAACAGCAGCAGCUACACUAUCAACUUCAGCAUCACGAGCAACAAUCAGCUUCAGGUGGUCCAAUUUCGACAAAUGAAGACAUAAAACGAGAUUUUGAUGAAGCAACCGAUAGCGGCAGUCUAACGAGCUUCCCUGCGGUGGUCCUGCUGGACUACGGUGAAUCCUUAGCCGCCAUGCAGUCCACUGCCGCAGCCAAGCCGCCCGAUAAUUAUUUAGAAAAUUUUCAAUCGAAUUUUCCCUCGUUGGAUGCAUUCCUGGGUGAGCUGGGCGAGUUGAAGGUAAAAACCUCAACGACGACGACGACGACUAGCACCACGGGAGGCCAUUUGAACGUUGACGACGACAUCGCCGAGGACUGCAGCCACCAGUACCACUUUGGCCACCGUGGCCAACGACCGGAAGGAUACGAUGAGCGGAGUAUUGUAAACAGCUCACCGCAAAUGGAACCACAACAAAAACAGACACCGGUAGAAGUUGGCAGUACUUCCGGAACUGCCGUUGCCACCAGCAUGGGGUCGGUUUGUGCUGCUAGUGCUGCUGUCAGACCGAAGAAGACCAGUGGUUUAAAGUCGAGUAAUUUUACCAUUGAAAGUAUUAUGCGAAAGCACUAGUGAGUGAGUGGGGAGCAUUGCAUCGCCACAGGGGGCACGCUCGCCGGUGCAGUGGAGCAUUUUCAGUCAGGUGCCAUAACAAAUUUUCCGAGUAGGCUAAGCGAGUAAUAAACUAGUCAGGGCUUUGUAUUUAUUUUUGGUAUGCGACGAAUAAAGUGGAUAUAGUACGUGAA
Aedes albopictus (Asian tiger mosquito) is the source of this 1977-nucleotide messenger RNA. RefSeq names its product forkhead box protein C1-like. Gene Ontology annotation, molecular function: RNA polymerase II cis-regulatory region sequence-specific DNA binding; DNA-binding transcription factor activity, RNA polymerase II-specific. The coding region runs from base 263 to 1804 and encodes 513 amino acids. Gene Ontology annotation, biological process: cell differentiation; regulation of transcription by RNA polymerase II; anatomical structure morphogenesis. Lineage: Eukaryota; Metazoa; Arthropoda; Insecta; Diptera; Culicidae. The transcript has 3 exons. The record is from RefSeq and is a predicted model, not a curated record.